CAUUCCUAGCUUUCUCAGUUCCUCUCUUCUUCUCCGAUCACCUUUCCGGGUCAACCCGGAGCACAAACCAUGUCCCUCACCGCCGUCCAAGACACCUCCGAAUCCGAAUCUGACCACGGGCCCAAUUCAGAUCAGGCCGACCCCAACGCCGCCCGACUUAGCAGCUCCUUCCUUUUCCGGUCGGGCACUCCGAGGAGCCGCCAGUCAUCUCCGGGUCACUCGCCCCGACCCGGCACUAGGUUCGGCGAUGCGGAUUCCGAAACGACGUCGUGUUGGGGUGAAGGGUUUAGUGUGCAAAGGAGAUCAGGGAAGAGGAGAGCGGAGAGGGCUUGGUAUAGUGAGAAGAGAGUGAAAGGGUUUGUGGGUGUGAUUGGAUUGGUUGUUUUCUACUUUGUUAUGAAUUGGGUCAUGCUUCUGAGGCUACAAGAUCACCGCCUUCAUAGUAAGUCUUGGUUUUCCGGCAAGUCUUCAUCGUCUCCGGCGCCGGUAUCGGUGACCAUUCAGGCGAAGUGGAAAAAAAAUGGUAAAGGGAAAAGGCCAGCGAAAGGUAAGUAUGGAAGAUUGUUGGGGUUAGCUGCUCAUGCCUUGGCAGAGGGAUAUAGUAAGCCCGAGCCAAAAGAUUUGUGGCAGGAGCCAUUUGUUCCUGCUUCUUCUUGGAAACCUUGUGCCGACCAACGUAGCUGGGAACCCAACGAGGGAAAAAAUGGAUAUAUCAUGGUCACUGCAAAUGGUGGAAUGAACCAGCAGCGGGUUGGGGUCUGCAAUGUUGUUGUUAUUGCAAGAUUACUCAAUGCAACCCUGGUUGUUCCCAAAUUUUUGUAUAGUAGUAUAUGGAGAGAUGUAAGUCAAUUCAGCGAUAUCUAUCAGGAGGAUCAUUUUAUUAACUACUUGAGUCCUGAUAUUCGGAUAGUGAAGGAACUCCCUAAGGAACUGCAGUCAUUAGAUCUGGAAGCUAUUGGCAGUCUUGUGACAGAUGCAGACAUCCCUAAAGAGGCAAAGCCAAGCUUUUACUUGAAACAUAUCACUCCUAUUCUACUUAAAAAUGGAGUUGUACAUUUUCUUGGAUUUGGGAAUCGGUUGGCAUUUGAUCCUAUACCAUUUCAGUUGCAGAGACUUCGAUGCAGAUGUAAUUUUCAUUCCCUGCAAUUUGUUCCCAAGAUACAACAAACGGGGGCUUUACUUCUUCAAAGGUUACGUCACAGUGAAAGUCAUCCUGGACCACUGGAUCAUUAUUUAGUUGGUCCAUAUGCAGCAUCAAUCGAGAAAGAAAAUGAAGGUCCUGCUAAGAAAGUUUCCAAGUAUCUGGCGCUACACCUGAGGUUUGAAAUUGACAUGGUAGCUCAUUCUUUGUGUGAAUUUGGCGGAGGAGAUGCAGAGCAAAAGGAGUUGGAAGCUUUUCGAGCAAUACAUUUCCCUGCAUUGGUACAUCUCCAGAAGACUAAAACGCUACCUACUCCUGCAGUACUGAGGUCAGAAGGCUUGUGUCCCUUGUCACCUGAAGAAGCAGUGCUUAUGCUUGCUGCUCUUGGUUUCAAGCGUAAGACACAUAUAUUUGUGGCAGGGUCACAGAUAUAUGGAGGGAGAUCAAGGAUGAUUGCUUUAACAAGCUUGUACCCUAAAUUGGUGACUAAAGAAAACUUGCUUACACCCGCUGAACUUGAACCUUUCAAGAAUUUUAAAUCUCAGUUAGCAGCACUGGACUUCAUAGGCUGCACCGCUGCUGAUGCAUUUGCAAUGACUGAUUCUGGAAGUCAGUUAUCAUCCUUGGUAUCUGGUUUUCGCAUAUACUAUGGUGGAGGCCUGACUCCAACAAUACGACCAAACAAACGGAGGCUUGCCAGCAUUUUUUCGAAGAACUCCAGUAUUGAAUGGCGUGUGUUUGAGCAGAGAGUAAGAAAGGCAGUUAGACAGACCAAACAUGUGCAACCAAGGCCCAGGGCAAGGAGUGUUUAUCGAUAUCCACGGUGCAACGAUUGUAUGUGCAACAUGACAUUAGUGACAUAGUUCUUGUAGCCAACAUGCUAUUAUUACCGAUUCAAUUGUACUGUGUAAAUUGAACCAACCUUCCAAUCAUCAAUACAAAUCAUUUAACUUC
This is a messenger RNA of Argentina anserina (silverweed cinquefoil), 2095 nucleotides long. RefSeq names its product O-fucosyltransferase 15. Lineage: Eukaryota; Viridiplantae; Streptophyta; Magnoliopsida; Rosales; Rosaceae. The transcript has 10 exons. The coding region runs from base 70 to 2004 and encodes 644 amino acids. The record is from RefSeq and is a predicted model, not a curated record.